CCUUUCAUCACGUAUCAGUGGUCAACAUUGUUAACUGCGAAUGAAUCAGAAUCCAUCAAAAAUUAGAACUAUUUCCAGUCUGGCAAAAAUUCAGCUCUGGUUGAAUCCAAACAUUGUGCUGAAGCAGCUAAGUCAUUCAAUUGAGGAGAUUAAUUACAUGUUAUAAUCAAUACGUUCUCUUGACACUUCAGUGUUAGGGAACAUCGGCAAGACCCAUCCCAGGAGAGCUUGAAGGAAGCCUUUGAAAGGGAGAAUGAAGGAGCAUCUUUGCAAAAUAGCUCCUGCAGCCUGGGAAAGGAGACUAAAAAGGAAAACAUGUUCCUUCAGUCGUCAAUGCUGACCUGCCUUUUCCUGCUAAUAUCUGGUUCCUGUGAGUUAUGCACUGAAGAAAAUUUUUAUAGAAGCUAUCCUUGUGAUGAGAAAAACCAAAAUGACUCAGUUAUUGCAGAGUGCAGCAAUCGUCGACUACAGGAAGUUCCCCAAACGGUGGGCAAAUAUGUGACAGAACUAGACCUGUCUGAUAAUUUCAUCACACAUAUAACGAAUGAAUCAUUUCAAGGGCUGCAAAAUCUCACUAAAAUCAAUCUAAACCACAACCCCAAUGUACAGCACCAGAACGGAAAUCCUGGUAUACAAUCAAAUGGCUUGAAUAUCACAGACGGGGCAUUCCUCAACCUAAAAAACCUAAGGGAGUUACUGCUUGAAGACAACCAGUUACCCCAAAUACCCUCUGGUUUGCCAGAGUCUUUGACAGAACUUAGUCUAAUUCAAAACAAUAUAUACAACAUAACUAAAGAGGGCAUCUCAAGACUUAUAAACUUGAAAAAUCUCUAUUUGGCCUGGAACUGCUAUUUUAACAAAGUUUGCGAGAAAACUAACAUAGAAGAUGGAGUAUUUGAAACGCUGACAAAUUUGGAGUUGCUAUCACUGUCUUUCAAUUCUCUCUCACAUGUGCCACCCAAACUGCCAAGCUCCCUACGCAAACUUUAUCUGAGCAACACCCAGAUCAAAUACGUUGGUGAAGAAGAUUUCAAGGGAUUGAUAAAUUUAACAUUACUAGAUUUAAGUGGGAACUGUCCGAGGUGCUUCAAUGCCCCAUUUCCAUGCGUGCCUUGUGAUGGUGGUGCUUCAAUUAAUAUAGAUCGUUUUGCUUUUCAAAACUUGACCCAACUUCGAUACCUAAACCUCUCUAGCACUUCCCUCAGGAAGAUUAAUGCUGCCUGGUUUAAAAAUAUGCCUCAUCUGAAGGUGCUGGAUCUUGAAUUCAACUAUUUAGUGGGAGAAAUAGCCUCUGGGGCAUUUUUAACGAUGCUGCCCCGCUUAGAAAUACUUGACUUGUCUUUUAACUAUAUAAAGGGGAGUUAUCCGCAGCAUAUUAAUAUUUCCAAAAACUUCUCUAAACUUUUGUCUCUACGGGCAUUGCAUUUAAGAGGUUAUGUGUUCCAGGAACUCAGAGAACAAGAUUUCCAGCCCCUGAUGCAGCUUCCAAACUUAUCAACUAUCAACUUGGGUAUUAAUUUUAUUAAGCAAAUCGAUUUCAAACUUUUCCAAAAUUUCUCCAAUCUGGAAAUCAUUUACUUGUCAGAAAACAGAAUAUCACCACUGGUAAAAGAUACCAGGCAGAGUUAUGCAAAUAGUUCCUCUUUUCAACGUCAUAUCCUGAAACGACGAUCAACAGAUUUUGAGUUUGACCCACAUUCGAACUUUUACCAUUUCACCCGUCCUUUAAUAAAGCCACAAUGUGCUGCUUAUGGAAAAGCCUUAGAUUUAAGCCUCAACAGUAUUUUCUUCAUUGGGCCAAACCAAUUUGAAAAUCUUCCAGACAUUGCCUGUUUAAAUCUGUCUGCAAAUAGCAAUGCUCAAGUGUUAAGUGGAACUGAAUUUUCAGCCAUUCCUCACGUCAAAUAUUUGGAUUUGACAAACAAUAGACUAGACUUUGAUAAUGCUAGUGCUCUUACUGAAUUGUCCGACUUGGAAGUUCUAGAUCUCAGCUAUAAUUCACACUAUUUCAGAAUAGCAGGGGUAACACAUCAUCUAGAAUUUAUUCAAAAUUUUACAAAUCUAAAAGUUUUAAACUUGAGCCACAACAACAUUUAUACUUUAACAGAUAAGUAUAACCUGGAAAGCAAGUCCCUGGUAGAAUUAGUUUUCAGUGGCAACCGCCUUGACAUUUUGUGGAAUGAUGAUGAUAACAGGUAUAUCUCCAUUUUCAAAGGCCUCACGAAUCUGACACGUCUGGAUUUAUCCCUUAAUAGGCUCAAGCACAUCCCAAAUGAAGCAUUCCUUAAUUUGCCAGCGAGUCUCACUGAACUACAUAUAAAUGAUAAUAUGUUAAAGUUUUUCAACUGGACAUUACUCCAGCAGUUUCCUCGUCUCGACUUGCUUGACUUACGUGGAAAUAAACUAUUCUUUUUAACUGAUAGCCUAUCUGACUUUACAUCUUCCCUUCGGACACUGCUGCUGAGUCAUAACAGGAUUUCCCGCCUACCCUCUGGCUUUCUUUCUGAAGUCAGUAGUCUGGUGCACCUCGAUUUAAGUUCCAAUCUGCUAAAAACAAUCAACAAAUCCACACUUGAAACUAAGACCACCACCAAAUUAUUUAAGUUGGAACUACACGGAAACCCCUUUGAAUGCACCUGUGACAUUGGAGAUUUCCGAAGAUGGAUGGAUGAACAUCUGAACGUCAGAAUUCCCAGACUGGUAGAUGUCAUUUGUGCCAGUCCUGGGGAUCAAAGAGGGAAGAGUAUUGUGAGUCUGGAGCUAACAACUUGUGUUUCAGAUGUCACUGCAGUGAUAUUAUUUUUCUUCACGUUCUUUAUCACAACCAUGGUUAUGUUGGCUGCCCUGGCUCACCAUUUGUUUUACUGGGAUGUUUGGUUUAUAUAUAAUGUGUGUUUAGCUAAGGUAAAAGGCUACAGGUCUCUUUCCACAUCCCAAACUUUCUAUGAUGCUUACAUUUCUUAUGACACCAAAGAUGCCUCUGUUACUGACUGGGUGAUAAAUGAGCUGCGCUACCACCUUGAAGAGAGCCGAGACAAAAACGUUCUCCUUUGUCUAGAGGAGAGGGAUUGGGACCCAGGAUUGGCCAUCAUUGACAACCUCAUGCAAAGCAUCAACCAAAGCAAGAAAACAGUAUUUGUUUUAACCAAAAAAUAUGCAAAAAGCUGGAACUUUAAAACAGCUUUUUACUUGGCUUUGCAGAGGCUAAUGGAUGAGAACAUGGAUGUGAUUAUAUUUAUCCUGCUGGAGCCAGUGUUACAGCAUUCUCAGUAUUUGAGGCUUCGGCAGCGGAUCUGUAAGAGCUCCAUCCUCCAGUGGCCUGACAACCCGAAGGCAGAAGGCUUGUUUUGGCAAACUCUGAGAAAUGUGGUCUUAACUGAAAAUGAUUCACGGUAUAACAAUAUGUAUGUUGAUUCCAUUAAGCAAUACUAACUGACGUUAAGGCAUGGUUUCGCGCCAUAAUAAAGAUGCAAAGGAAUGACA
Molecule: messenger RNA, 3483 nt
Organism: Symphalangus syndactylus (siamang)
Lineage: Eukaryota; Metazoa; Chordata; Mammalia; Primates; Hylobatidae
Gene: TLR8
Product: toll like receptor 8
Biological process (GO): defense response to virus; toll-like receptor signaling pathway; positive regulation of interleukin-6 production
Cellular component (GO): plasma membrane
Molecular function (GO): protein binding; pattern recognition receptor activity
Source: RefSeq, a predicted model, not a curated record